Symbiodinium necroappetens is the source of this 3486-nucleotide messenger RNA. The record is from the annotation of a GenBank genome assembly. Lineage: Eukaryota; Dinophyceae; Suessiales; Symbiodiniaceae.
AUGGCCAUUACCAAGGCGACGGAGAAGUUCAACAAAGAGGCUAUCUUGGCUGCCAAGCUCCUGGCGAUCGACCACCCUGGGUCGGCGUUUACAUCAAUGGCGCUGGUGAAGAAUGCGGUCAUGCCAAUACACCGAGACUCGUUCAACCACAAGAAGGCGAUGAACUUGAUAUCGCCCCUCAAGGUUGCCAAAGGAAGCUGUGUUUGGCAGGAGUUAAAGCAGGGGGAUGAGUUCAAGGGAAACUACUGCUCAAUGUGGGUGAACGAAAGGGAAGUACCAGGACAGAAGAUGAGCGCGGAGACCCCAGCCAAGGUGCGCCCAGAUCGCCUACAUGCACCACUUCGGGGAGAUGAUGGAGAUCGCAUAGUGGUGAUAGGCUACACGGUGAGCAAGUGGGAGAAGCUACGUCAAUGUCAGUGCGCUGAUUUGGAGGAGCUGGGUUUUGUCCUACCGGAACGUGAGCCAGUGGUGAAGAUGAUGAAUGCUGAUGGGAGGCGAAGGCCACCCACACCACCAAUCCCGGAGGAGAAUCCAGGAGUUGUAGGUCCAUCGACUGGGACCACAGCAGCUCCGCCGACCGGAGCAACAAACACGGUGAUGACUUCAGGGGCGAGCUUCUUGGGGCCAGGGUCGUCAAGCGAGUCAACCUUGCCAAGGCCGGUGUCAGAGGAUCAUAUGGACGUGAGCUCAGGAGGUCGCGUGGAGCUUCGGUUGAAGUGGGCCAUCAAGUACAUUCCGGACCUCUCAAGUCAGGGUGAGGAGGUCGUGAUGACAUCAGCCCCUCUAUUGCCGCUGGCGCACGAUGAGGAGGAGCGGAUGAGAAGCAGGGUGACAUGGCUGUCGGAGUUUGUGGAGGAAGAACGCAAGAUCAAAGCAAGGCAAGCCGAGCGAGGGGAGUAUGCCACACAACGUGAGCGUCAAUUAUUCUACAAGCUGGACGAUGCCAUUGACUACAUGAACGAGAUCCUCUGUUUGAGUCACCAGGCGAGGGAGCAGGCGACUAUGAGUAUGAUGAAGUUGGCCCAGGAGUCUGAGACGACUUCGGAGGUGGAAGAGAUGCUCCAGGCUUUGGUUGAGCCGAUUGACACCGUGCACGGGGUCGAGCUACAGGAGGUCAAGCGUCACUUGGCGGAGUGGCAAGAGAGCAUUCGGAAGGAGAUUGAGGUUUUGGAAACAUCUGGUACGCUUCGUCGAUUACCAUUUCAAGAAGCUAAGCGCCUCGCGGACGCCGGGGAGAUUGUCCUGGUACCGUCCAAAACGGUGCACACCGUGAAACCUCCUUCGGGAGGAAGUGGCAAUCAGUUGUACAAAAGAAAAACCAGAAUGGUGAUAUGUGGCAAUCACGUCAGCAACGAGGUCGAAGUCUACACGGCCGCGGCCAACGCGGAAUCAGUGCGGGUGGCACUAUCGCUCGCUGCCAGGCGGCGUUGGUUUGGAGCGGUGACGGACGUGAAUUCCGCCUUUACCCUGGCGCCAAUGAAUGAAGCAGAAGUCAAGUAUGGAAUCACCGUACCGAAAGUCGUCGUGGAAGCUGGAGCAGUUCCGCCGAACACGGCGUAUUUGGUGGACAGGGUGUUUUACGGGUUGCGAGAGGCGCCAAGACUGUGGGGAAGCUUCAGGGACAAGAGGGUGCAAAGAGCUCGACUGGUCGUUGAGGGACAAGAGUGCAUGUUCUUACAGAUGGAGACAGAUCCUGCAGUGUGGAGGUUGGUGCCGUGCAGUGACUACAGCAAUACCCUGGCGUUGAUGGUGAUUUAUGUGGACGAUGUGAUGAUGUUGGCGCCAGAGAAUGUCAUCAAAGACAUCUAUAAAUGGCUCACUGUUGGUGCUGAGGGAGAUGAAGGUUGGAAGUGUUCACCGAUGGAGUGGAUUGGGAAGGUUCCUGUUCGCUACCUGGGCAUGGACAUUCGCCGGAAAGAUACAACCUGUACGAGCUUCCAUGUGUCGCAGGGCAGUCAUGUUGCCGAGCUGUUGAUGGGCUACCAACAGGAGGCAAGUCGGCCUUCACAAGUCCCGGCCACCAAGGACACCAUGCCGGCACAGGAUGAUCUGGAUGAGGAGGAGGGAUUCGAACAAGAGAGUCCAGACCCAAGUCAGGUCAAACAAGCUCAGCGGAUGGCAGGCGAACUACUCUGGUUGGUGACCCGCACCAGACCGGAUAUCGGGUACGCGACGGCUCAUGUUUGUGGAACGGCUCUGAAGAACCCUACAGCUGCAAUACGGCUAGGAAAAAUGGUGAUGAGAUAUCUUGCAGCCACACCUACGUGGGGGCUGACCUACAAUGGGAUCGGCGAGCCCGUCGAGGCGUAUUCAGACGCCAGCUUUGCCCCACAGGGCGAUCGCAGCUUUGGCUGCGUGACUACGGCGACCUAUGGUGGAUUUGCGGCAUGGAGAAUGACAAAACAGCCUACGGUGGUGUUGUCGGCUGCUGAAGCAGAGUUGGUGGAGUUGGUGAACGCCAGUCAACAGGCCGCGGGACUGCAGGCUUGGGUGCAGGAAGCAGCUCCAGAGGACUCUGGCAAGCCGUUGAUCCUGCGAGUGGACAAUACAGCAGCGUGUGGCCUGGCAACCACAGCGCCGGGCUCGUGGAAGACACGGCACCUGAAGGUCAAGGCACGCCAUUUGAGGUUCGAGACCAAUGAAGGCCGCAUCAAGGUCGUACAUACCCCAGGGGAGGUGCAAGUUGCGGACAUGGGGACGAAGCCUGUUCCAAUGGCGAGGUUGGUUGAUCUCCGAAAGUUAUGGGGGAUGUGCUCUGCAGAGGACUUCGAUGCUGAAGAGGAGGAGGUCGUUAUUCGGAGUCUACGCGGCGGAGACUAUUACGACCUGUUGAUGAUGGCAUGGAUGAUGAUGGUGUCAAAGAUCCCGGGGGUCAAGGCAACAGGAAUCUACAGUAAGAAGCCUCUGGAUUAUGACGGAAGCGUGGAGUUCUACGUGCUCUUGCUGGUUGGUGGGAUAGCUUUGUUGGCGGUCUGGGAAGCCCUGAAGUGGGUGAUGCAGAGAUGCUUCGGUGAAGACGAGGCUACUGUGGCGAAAGCCAGACGGCUGCUGAGGAUCCGUAACCAGGCCUCAAAGGCUCUGCAGCAGGAGUUGGAGUCAAUGAGUGCAAGUUCUUCGGACCCCAUCAAUGUGGAGAAGCCAGUGGUGUCUACGCCCAAACUUGCUGCAACACCGUUAUCGGAGGUGUCACAAGGGCCUAUGAGUGAAGCUACAAGAACUACGAGGUCAAGUACAAGAGCCCCUGAGGACGAUCCGGAUUUGAGAGCAGCCCUGGACAAUGCACGAGAAGGCGGGUUUCAGAGACUGAGAACGUCAUUCGUGAUGUCAGAACAUGGAGAUCGACUUCAUCUAGUGGCAGAUUGCCAUGGCUUGAGACAUGCAAACAAGUCGAGGCUGAGAAAGAUGCAAGUUUGCUACUAUUGUGAUGGGCACUUUCCGCUCUCUUACAAGGUCCUGCAGGGCAGAACGAUUCCCGAAGGCAGAUGA